AUGCUCCUCAUAGUCACAUCAAUUGUUCUCCUUAGCACGGCUCAGGCACUCGUGCCGAAGCCGUACAACAUUGUGAACGACAAUAUGGCAGUUGAGAUCGGACCCGGCUUGGGAAUUCACCAUGACUACCCGGAAUGUGGAUUACUGAAUAAAGCCAUUAAACGAUUCGAGCACAAUCUUCGUACUCGUGCAAUGCCCCGGAAAGAUGCAGGACCGGUGGAAGGUGUUGUGAGUCAACUACGGAUAGAGAUCGCGAACGGAUGUGACGAAAGUCACGGUUUACUGUGGCCAUCGAUGGAGAUGAAAGAGAGCUAUAAUCUGUCAGUACGUCCGUUGGAGAUGAACAUCUCGGCUGAUGAGAUUUGGGGUGCAAUCCAUGGCCUGGAAACCUUGACCCAACUGGCCUAUGGGCAUCCAGCUGGCAAGAUUGUGAUCCAGGCUGUGCAAGUGAACGACAAACCACGAUUCCCACAUCGAGGUUAUCUGAUUGAUACGUCUCGUCACUUCUUGCCAGUGUCAUACAUAUUGCGAUUCAUUGACGCGAUGAGUAUGGUCAAAAUGAAUGUGUUGCAUUGGCACAUUGUGGAUGAUCAGUCCUUCCCGUAUGUGUCUCUCAAAUUCCCCGGGCUGUCGCAAAAUGGUUCUUAUAACUCGAAACACUAUGUCUACCAACCGGCCGAGGUGCAGGAUAUUUUGGAAUAUGCUCGACUUCGUGGUAUUCGAGUGAUGCCGGAGUUUGACACACCAGGACACACUCAAUCAUGGGGCCGCGGACAACCAGGUUUAUUGACCGAAUGUUACAAGGGUGAAAAACCGAAUGAGUACUACGGUCCAUUCAACCCGGCCCGAAACAGCACAUACGAUUUCAUGUGGAAGCUGCUUCAUGAGUUGGCUGAUGUGUUCCCCGACAAAUAUCUUCAUUUGGGUGGUGAUGAAGUUGAUUUCCGUUGUUGGUCAACCAAUCCGGAAGUGUUGAAAUUCAUGAACAAUAUGGGCAUGGGAAGGGACUUCUCGGCUUUGCAGAGUUACUACAUUAAACAAGUGGUUGACAUGACACGAAAGGUAACCACCAAACCCGGCAUGGUUCCUGUAGUGUGGCAAGAAGUGUUUGACCAUGGAUAUCGAACCGACAACAACACGAUAAUUCAUACCUGGAUGGGUGGAGACUGGAAAGGCGAACUACGUCGAAUUACUGCUGCCGGUUUCAAAGCUUUGUUUUCCUCAUGUUGGUAUCUGAAUUACAUUGGUUACGGUACCGAUUGGGUUGGACCAUACCGAUGCGAUCCGACCGAUAUAGGAGGAACUCCGGAACAAGUGAAACUUAUUCUCGGUGGUGAGGCAACUAUGUGGGCUGAGUUUGUGGAUGAAACUAAUUUGAUCAGUAGAUCAUGGCCUCGAGGUGCCGCGGUUGCAGAACGCCUUUGGUCACAACCGAAUUUGAAUGCUGAAGAAUUCAAAGGUCGUUUGAACAAUCUGCGCUGUGAAAUGCUGAGAGCCGGAAUACCUGCUGAACCAGUUGUUGGUCCUGGAUCAUGCCCUCCGAUUGUGAAGGAAAAGAAAUCCCUAUCGGGUGGUCUGUUAUCUAGCACUGUUAAAAAAAUCAAGGAUAUUAAAUGA
Molecule: messenger RNA, 1617 nt
Organism: Echinostoma caproni
Lineage: Eukaryota; Metazoa; Platyhelminthes; Trematoda; Plagiorchiida; Echinostomatidae
Source: the annotation of a GenBank genome assembly